This is a messenger RNA of Rhodofomes roseus, 1505 nucleotides long. RefSeq lists its product as uncharacterized. Gene Ontology annotation, molecular function: RNA binding. Bases 95 to 1126 code for a protein of 343 amino acids. Gene Ontology annotation, cellular component: nucleus; cytoplasm. The transcript has 5 exons. The record is from RefSeq and is a predicted model, not a curated record. NCBI's taxonomy places the organism in Eukaryota, Fungi, Basidiomycota, Agaricomycetes, Polyporales, Fomitopsidaceae.
AGCCUUUGCCCAGCGCCAGUCAAUCCGCUCAAACGCUGUACGCCGUCCUAGGACGCACUCUUGCUGAGAGACUGUAACAGGGGCCCCGUCAAGAAUGUCGGUGGCCAGCAAAAACGCGUUCGCCCUCCUCGAAGACGAGGAUUCCUCACGGCCGUCUACCCCGGCGAGCAAGCCGGCGCCGACCAAGGAGUCUGCUCCCACUCCCGCUGCUUCUACGCGCGGGACCCAGAAGAGCCGUGGAGGACCUGCUUCGCGAGGAGGCCGAUACUACCAGAGGGGCGGUAAGCCUACCGCUCAGGGGACUCCGGACGCAGCGGAAGAUGCUGCGGCUGGUGAGGGUGAGGCACCCAGGAAGAAGUUCGAGCGCGGUCGCGGCAGAGGUCGCGGUGAGCGUGGCCGUGGCGGCCGUGGUGGACGUCCUUUCGACAAGCACAGCCAGACAGGCAAAGUUGACUCUGAGAAGAAGGUCAACCAGGGUUGGGGUGCCGACGAGGGCGAUGCUGAGUUCAAGGCUGAAACUGCUGCCGAGGGCGAUGCCGCUGCCGACGCUACUAGCCCUACUGCUGACGCCAGCGGCUGGGGUGCUGCUGAAACCGGCGCAGACGACUGGGGCGUCCCUGCCGCCACUGAGGGCACGCCUGCACCGGAGGGCGAGAAGGCUCCUGAGGUCCGACGCGGCCGUGACAGGGACAUCAGGGAACCCGAGGAGGAAGACAACACCCUCACCCUGGAAGAGUACCUGAAGCAGCAGACGGAGAAGGACCUCGCUGCCGUACCCAAGCUUGAGCCCAGGAAGGCAAACGAGGGCGAUGACUCCAUCUGGAAGGACGCCGUCGUCGUCAGCAAGAAGGACGAGGAAGAAAGUGCCUACUUCGUGGGCAAGAGCAAAUCGUCCGUUCCCAAGAACCGCUCCAAGAAAGAGGAGAAGGUCUACAUUGAGAUCGACGCUCGCUUCGAGCGCCCUGCCCGUGGUGGUGGUCGUGGCCGUGGCGGCGACCGCGCUGAGCGUGGUGACCGCGGUGGUCGUGGCCGCGGCCGUGGCGGAGGAAGGGGUCGCACUAAUGGCACCUCUGCUACUCCUGCCGUCGAUGUUGACGACCAAUCGGCCUUCCCCUCGCUCUCAUGAUCGCUUCGAUCACUACUCGAUGCAGACGUCAAAAUCAAUAUCACCACAUACAUCGCGAGUAUGUCAAUACGCCUCCAUUCGUCAAUUCCUCAUCCGCAUACAAAUCUGCGCCUCUCGUCAUCGUCUGUUGUGUGUGCCCCGCUUUCUCCUCCGCCUCUUGUAUCUAUCUACGUGGCUGUGGUACACUGACGCGAACGUCUAUGAGUCUAUGACAUGAUGCUACCUUAUGCUACCGUAACUAGUCUGUAUAUGCAUGUCUGCGUGUGCAAUUGGUGAUUCUCGUUGUACCUGUCUGCUAUGUGGCGAUAUGAAGUGUCGAGCAUAUGUAUAACCUGCGCCUGAAUCAUCGAUUGGAAAGGCCCGCGUGUGCACCGCGUUC